ACCGAGCUGGGCGCCGUUGGAGGCGGAGGCGGAAAAGGCGGGGCUGGGACGGAGAGACAAGAUGGCGUCGCCCCAUUACCGAGGAUCGUCUGGAGGAGGGAACCGGUGGGCCUUCGCCGUCGUCGGCCGCGAAUUCUAACUCGGAGCCGCCGCGCCGGAGGUCAGGAAGAGGAGAAGGAGGAGGAAGAGCGGCCGCAGGGUCCGAGGCGGAGCCGCCGGGGUGAGUAGGCCUCAACGCCGGCCUCCCCUUAUUUCCCGGGCGCCGCUGAGGUUCUCAAUGGCUUCUAAGAAGUCGGGGUCUGAUUUUCACGGGCCCUUCAGUUACCUUGAUGAUGUUCCAUUCAAGAUAGGAGAAAAGUUCAGAAGACCAGCGAAAGUUGGCCUCCCGAUUGGUUUCUAUUUGCCAGACUCUCCACAACUGAUAAAAGAAGCCCAGUAUGACUUCUCUCUCGAAAGGAAAACAAUCGAGUGGGCCGAGAACAUUAAAAGGAUCCAAGCUGUCCAGCAAGAAAUGGAGCGGAAAGCCAAGGAGACCCUGGCCAAUGUGAAGAGGACCUCAGAGGAACACCUGCCCGAGGGUUGCGGCCCGGGGGCUGCCCUGCCUCUCCCCAUCAACCCCAUCCUGGCCGGCCUGCAUCACAACUCCAUCCUCACUCCCACCCCGGCCAACAGCAGCGCUCUGAAGCAAAAAGUCUUGAGUCCCCCCCACACCAAGGCCGACUUCAACCCAGCGGACUUCGAGUGUGAAGAAGACCCCUUUGACAAGUUGGAGCUGAAGACCCUGGACGACAGGGAAGAACUGAAGAACAUCCUCCAGAUCCACGUCGACACCACGGGGCCGAUCAUGGCCCAACUGCUCGACGGCGGCUUGCCCAAAGUGGCACCUCCGUCAGCCCUGCAAGACCAGGAGGUCUUGGCCUCUUUGGAAAGGGCCGCUUUGGACCUCAAGCCCCUCCACAAACCCAACGGUCUUGUGACCUUGCCCCAGCUGGGCGGGUGCGAGAAGAUGUCCCUCUCUUCCAAAGUGUCCCUCUCGCCCGUGACGUCGGUCAGCAACAUUAAGUCCCUCUCCUUCCCGAAGCUGGAUUUGGACGAGAGUGACUUGCAGGCGGCAAGGCUGGUGAACACCUACCGUGCGCACAAUGGCACUCUCCUGGGCGCUUUACCGGACAAAGCCAAUGAACUGAACGGACACCACGCGAUCGGGGCUCCCACCUUCAGCGUGGACCCCAGCCUAGACACGCGAACGUUAUCCUCCGUGUCCAGAGGUCCUUCCCAGCCCACCACCGUAGCAUGUACAGAAGACAUUCCGGCUCUCACUACAGCCACAGCGGUAACUCACCAAAGUUUCCCGACCUCUCAAGUGCCCAAGACCACCGGCAGCUUCUCCUAUGGGGACGUGCUGCAGGCCCUGUCCUCCAGAGAACUGGAGUGUCUUGAAAUCAUCGUGGGCAUGGGCUAUUCGUACGAAGAUGUCUUAAAAGCGAUGAAGAGGAAGGGGGAGAGCAUAGAACAGAUUCUGGAAUACCUGGUUGUCCGUGGGCAACUCUGUGAGAAGGGCUUUGAUCUGCUCCUGGUAGAAACGGUCCUCGAAAUGUAUCAGUGCUCGGAGGAGAAGGCCAUCGAGAUUCUCCAGCUCAUGAGCAAAUUUCAAGAAAUGGGCUUCGAACUGAAAGACAUUAAAGAAGCUUUGCUAUUACACAACAACGACCAGGACAAUGCCCUGGAAGAUUUAAUGACCCGAGCAGGCGCCAGCUGAAAAGCGCGAGCGGAGCAGCCCCUCGCUGCUUCUGGCCACCGGACACCCCCCCCUGCCAUCGCCAGCCGGGUCUUCUCUGGUGCUGCGGGAAGGAGAAUGCCACGAGGAUCCUGCGUUCGAGAUGCUGUCGCAGCUGAAAAAGCCGGUCCUUUGCCACGCCCUCACCCCGGCCAGCUGUGCCCACCCACCCAAAAGAGAGUUGCAAACGCUUUCUUCGAUUAAAGUUUUAAGUGCCCUUCCCCCCACGUUUGUUUCUUUCGGUAGGCCAGAGACUCCGGACUGAGUUGUGCAGACAAGUGUCAGGCUAAGGUUGUUUUUUUUCUCCCGAUUCCCCCAUCCCAAUUCUGUCCCUGACACCCCACCACCUACCCCUUUCCCGGUCCCUUUGUGCUGGACUCAGAGAAGCGUCGACCCUCGGCCGCAAACUCCUCCGCUAGACUUCCUUACAACCGCUUUGAUGUGUGUGCCUGCUCGUACUUGCAAACGUUUUGAGACACUUUUCAAAAUCCGUUUGAUAGAAGUGCAACGGAAGAGUCAGUUUUUACUCAAGGCGAGGAAGGUCGAAAGGAGAAACUUAGUAACCUUAGUGCAACACUGGUUCACUAACGGCUGCCGAACGCCCCGGAGAAACGGUACGGCUUUUUCCAGCACGGCGGCACGGGCUGCUCGUGAAUUUCUGCCAGUUUUUCUUCUCUCCCCCCCAAACAAGAUAACAAGCUGUGAAAUCUUUUGCCCCUCGGCUCUUCUGUCUUGUCUGUCUGUCCCAGGAGUUUUUGGAUCUGUCCCACCCGAGCUAAUCAUUGUCCUCCUCCUUAAGCCACGUCCUUCUGGAGAAAUGAAGUUGAUGGGUCAGUUUAACCGUGUCAAAUUGGCGACGGAUUGGGGGGGGGUCUCUCUCUCUUUCAAGCACUUUCUUUAUAAUAUUCACCUCGUUGGUUCCGUUUUAUUUUGUUUUGUUUUGUUUCUUCACACAGUUAUAAUUAUUAAUCUAGUCCUAGGAAUCAGCCUUUGGGUUUUGAUAGCGAAAAAAGUAUUACGUUGUACAUGUUUAAAGAUUUAAAUUCCUAAAAAGAACUAUAUAAGCGGUCUUGAUCCUCGAAGUAAUUUGCUAUUUUGGCUCUGCAGAAAGAUACUAAUAAAAUCUUAAAAUGUG
This is a messenger RNA of Pantherophis guttatus, 2912 nucleotides long. RefSeq names its product ubiquitin associated protein 1 (gene UBAP1). The record is from RefSeq and is a predicted model, not a curated record. NCBI's taxonomy places the organism in Eukaryota, Metazoa, Chordata, Lepidosauria, Squamata, Colubridae. Gene Ontology annotation, biological process: ubiquitin-dependent protein catabolic process via the multivesicular body sorting pathway; regulation of DNA-templated transcription. Gene Ontology annotation, molecular function: DNA binding; ubiquitin binding. Gene Ontology annotation, cellular component: ESCRT I complex.